GGUAAUGGCAAUUGCUGCCCAACCGGCCAUGGAAGUUGCACUAAAGAAGAAACCUCCGACCAAGGAAAGGCGAGUUGUUGUGACAGGGAUGGGUGUUGAAACACCGCUUGGUCAUGAUCCUCAUGAAUUUUAUGAAAAUCUGCUUCAAGGUGUCAGUGGCAUAAGUGAGAUCGAAGCUUUUGACUGUUCACAGUAUCCAACAAGAAUUGCUGGAGAGAUCAAGUCUUUCUCGACUGAUGGCUGGGUUGCACCCAAACUUUCUAAAAGAAUGGACAGGUUCAUGCUUUACAUGCUAACGGCUGGUAAGAAAGCACUGUCAGAUGGUGGAAUUACUGAAGACAUUAUGGAUGAAUUGGAUAAAAGAAGAUGUGGAGUUUUAAUUGGCUCUGCUUUGGGUGGAAUGAAGGUUUUUAAUGAUGCAAUAGAGGCUUUGAGGGUUUCGUAUAGGAAGAUGAAUCCUUUUUGUGUUCCAUUUGCAACUACAAACAUGGGUUCUGCCAUGCUUGCCAUGGACCUGGGAUGGAUGGGUCCAAAUUAUUCAAUUUCAACAGCAUGUGCUACAAGCAACUUCUGCAUAUUGAAUGCUGCUAACCACAUCAUUAGAGGUGAAGCUGACUUGAUGCUGUGCGGUGGAUCAGAUGCAGCAAUUAUACCAAUUGGAUUGGGAGGAUUUGUUGCAUGCAGAGCACUUUCACAGAGAAAUGGUGACCCUGCAAGAGCUUCUCGGCCUUGGGAUAGUAAUCGUGAUGGAUUUGUUAUGGGUGAAGGAGCCGGAGUCCUGCUUCUGGAAGAACUUGAGCAUGCCAAGCAAAGAGGUGCAACUAUCUAUGCUGAAUUUCUAGGUGGAAGUUUUACUUGUGAUGCUUAUCACAUGACAGAGCCUCAUCCUGAAGGAACUGGAGUCAUCCUAUGCAUAGAGAAGGCAUUAGCUCAGUCAGGGGUAUCCAAGGAAGAUGUAAACUACAUUAAUGCGCAUGCUACAUCCACAUUAGCAGGAGAUAUUAAGGAGCAUCAAGCUCUUCUCCAUUGCUUUGGCCAGAAUCCAGAGUUGCGAGUUAACUCCACAAAAUCUAUGAUUGGUCACCUGCUUGGAGCUGCUGGUGCUGUUGAAGCUGUGGCAACUAUUCAGGCAAUACGAACUGGUUGGGUUCAUCCAAAUAUUAAUCUUGAAAACCCAGAUGAAGGCGUGGAUACAACUAAACUUGUGGGUCCCAAAAAGGAACGACUGGAUAUUAAGGUGGCAUUAUCUAAUUCAUUUGGAUUUGGUGGCCACAACUCAUCAAUCUUAUUUGCUCCUUACAAGUAGAUCUCUCGGGCAAUGUUGGUGCAUCUGACAGAUACAAAAGGAAUAUGGGGAAGGAUCGUUAAUUCCAGAGUCACUAUGGACACUUUUAGAAGAGACCUGUGUCUCAAAUGGCGGUGGUCGAUGUAGAGAAUUCCUUUUUAGAUGAUUGUUGGAGACAGAAGAACCUGAAGUGCAGAAUGGGCAAAGGAUCAACUUCUUCUCCAUAGUGUGACAAUCUCCUUAUCUCUUUGCUAAACUGAAAUCUUUUUUCUUAAAUAUCCUUGCACAUAACAGCCAAAUGAUUUAUGGAAACUGAGUUGGCGUAUGACCUUUAGGUGGUUGCAUAUGGCCCUUAAUACCUAGUGAACUAGUUUCCUUGUAUAAUCGGAGAAUGCCAUAUAGUCUAUAACAGCUUUUAGUUUUGCCUUUCCAAGAUUUACUGCACUUGACAUUUAUUAAUUUGAGUGGACAAACUCUUAAUAA
This is a messenger RNA of Nicotiana attenuata, 1768 nucleotides long. RefSeq names its product 3-oxoacyl-[acyl-carrier-protein] synthase II, chloroplastic. The transcript has 13 exons. Lineage: Eukaryota; Viridiplantae; Streptophyta; Magnoliopsida; Solanales; Solanaceae. Gene Ontology annotation, biological process: fatty acid biosynthetic process. The record is from RefSeq and is a predicted model, not a curated record. Gene Ontology annotation, molecular function: 3-oxoacyl-[acyl-carrier-protein] synthase activity. Bases 5 to 1306 code for a protein of 433 amino acids. Gene Ontology annotation, cellular component: chloroplast stroma.